Macrosiphum euphorbiae (potato aphid) is the source of this 1323-nucleotide messenger RNA. NCBI's taxonomy places the organism in Eukaryota, Metazoa, Arthropoda, Insecta, Hemiptera, Aphididae. The record is from the annotation of a GenBank genome assembly.
AUGUGGUCGGUUGUACACUUUUUGGAUGACAGCAGUGUUGAAGCGGUCCCUUCCUAUUGGGUAGACAAUGAUAAAUGCGCUUGGCCAAAAAACAACUACCGUGCUGCUAAAUUGAGAGACAAUAGGGCAAAGCCAAACAAAUUUGAAUUCGAUUUUUACAGAGCAAAAGUUCUAUCAAAAAACAUUCCUUCGCUGAUAGUAGCUAAAGAAAAAACAAACCGUGCACAAUUUACAACAGAUAUAUCCGAUUAUGAUGAUAAUAACGAAACACAAAAUCUACUAAUUAGAUCAGCUUCAGGUUCAAAUUUUCAAUCCGUCUCAAGAACUUUUGAUAACAAUUCUAAAUAUAACCUUGGACUAAAAAUUAAAACAAAUAAGAGAGAAAACCUAUCACAUAAGUCAUUGUUUAACGUAUCUGAAUUAUCAGAUGAUGAUGGAUUUAAUAUGCUAUCAGAUAAUUCGAUUGUUGUAAACGAAAAAUAUGAUUCUCCAGUAUUCAAAAAACAAAAAAUAUAUACAUCAUCAGCUAACUCUAAUGAUCAAAAUUUAGAAAAUUCUCCGAGUGCAGAUAUUUCAAUUGAGUCUCAACAAUUAGAUAAUGUUAUUGUAGAAAUUAUUUCUGAUGUCGAACCAGCUAUAGCUGAUAUUCCAUCAACAACUUUGGUUAGUACUGGUAAUAAUGGCAAUUCUAGCUUAUCUAUCCAUAGAAAUAAAGCUAUUAACAAAAAUACCAAUCAACCAAAUUCUACAGAUUAUGGGACAAAUCCAAAAAAUGACAUGGCUGAAUCAGGGUCUCAGAGUAAUAAUAAUGCCGUUAAUAAAACACUCCUGAACUAUAUGGCUUACAUAAAAAUAGAAAUAAACAAAAUAUCUGAUGUGCAGCAGCAAAUAUUGCAACAGAUUUCUGUUUUAAAUGAAGGAUGUAACUCGAACAAAACACCUGCUGCACUAGUUGAAGAAAUCGAUUAUUUUAUAUCCACAUGGCCUCUAUCAAGUCAUGACGAAUUGAAUGAUAUGGAACAAAAAAUACAAUUCGAGAAAGAUUUUAAGAAUAAAGUGGUCUGUGAACUUAUAAGAGUUGGAGGUAAAUCGCUCAAAGACAUGAUCUACAAGAUGAUGAAAAAAAUAUUUGCAGACACACUUCUUCAAAAAUUCACUUACUUUGGCUUAAGAAACAAAUGUAAUUUUUCGACGUUGUAUACAAAUAAAGCAAUCUUUGAUGCUAUAAGAAAAUCAAAAUACAAAGCAGCAACAGACGAUGAAAUAGUUGUCAUAAUUGGAAAAUGGCUCACCACAUCAUCGUCAAGAAUAGAAAAAAAAUAA